This is a messenger RNA of Dioszegia hungarica, 1011 nucleotides long. RefSeq lists its product as uncharacterized. Lineage: Eukaryota; Fungi; Basidiomycota; Tremellomycetes; Tremellales; Bulleribasidiaceae. Gene Ontology annotation, molecular function: protein phosphatase regulator activity. The record is from RefSeq and is a predicted model, not a curated record. The transcript is spliced from 4 exons. The coding region runs from base 1 to 1011 and encodes 336 amino acids. Gene Ontology annotation, cellular component: cytoplasm; Nem1-Spo7 phosphatase complex.
AUGGAGGCAUCGGCUGCGAGCUCCUCUCGCUCGCCUACCCCUACUCCGGGGCCAGUCAGGCCUCACCCAACGGCCCCCUUCCAUCCGCAUGGGGAUACAGCCACCUAUCGAGAUCUGCUGCUCUUCGAGGAGAGGCUCAAGAUGAACGCCGAGAUGCUGAGGAAAAGGAGGAGAAGAUACAAUAUCUUUCUAUACACCUUCCUGUCGGCCACACUUGUCAUGGCCCAUCAGCUCCUGCUGAAGACACCUACGACAUACGUCUCAUUACGAGCUCUCCAAGGCUUACUAGCGGUCGUCCUCAUCACCUUGAUCCUCUUCUUCGCCAGUGGUAUGUACGAUGAGAAGAUACGGUAUGCCCGUAGCUAUCUCACCUACUCCAACAAAGCCCUCCGCCCGCUCAAUAUGCACCUCAAUACCCGUCGCCCACCGCUACACCACCUCCUCCUCUCCUUCCUCCCCUCAUUCGUUCGGCCCCACCUACCCGCCACGUCAACUUCCACACCGACUGUUCCUCCACCACAGACCAAGCAAGUCCGGCGCGCGAGCGGCAGCGGGGUCAUGCCCUCCAUCCCGCCUUCCUCGAAUCCGCGAGGCGAGCUCAUCUUCUCCUCGCGGGUCGAUCGGGGGUUUAGGGAAGGGUACGAGCGAUACCGUUCUGCGUUCGAGCGGAGGCGGGAAGAGAAGGAGAGAAAGGAGCGAGCGGGUUGGUGGAGGCUUUGGCGGAGAAAGGCGCCAGAAGCUGUGGUGGCCGUAUUGGGCGGAGGGGAGAAGGGGAAGGUCGCGCCCACGCCGCCAAUCUCUAGGAGGGGAACACCGCCAAUACCCAUCACAGUCUCAUCUAUCUCUUCGACAUCAGCGGGUGGAUUAGGAAAGGGGCGGACGAGGACGCCGAGCCCUAGCAGUCUGCGGUUUGAGGAUAAGGCGCCGGGAGGAGGGAGGGAAAGAGCAGAGAGCUACUCGUUCGUCUGGACGGGGACGAGGGAUACGGGCCCGCUCAAACGGGCGCCAUGA